AUGCGAGCAAUAGCCAGCACCCUGCUCCCACCAACCUUCGCGCGGGCAUCAAGCACACGUCUUCGCCCUGCACGGUUGAUGGCUACCUCGCGGGACACAAACGCGCCUCCUCAGGUUGUCUUCUCGGGAAUCCAGCCCACAGGCGUGCCUCAUAUCGGUAAUUACGUGGGUGCGCUGCAGAACUGGCUGCGUCUGCAGGCGCUGAAGCGGGAAGGAAAGACGGCGAUCGAGCUGUUCUACUCGAUCGUCGGCUUGCACGCCAUCACCCUCCCCCGCGACCCGGCCCGCCUGAGAAGGGAGCGAUUCGAGAUGAUGUGUGUGCUGCUGGCUAUCGGCCUCGACCCUGCGCAUUGCUGCUUGUUCAAUCAGGACCAGGUCCCAGCGCACAGCGAGAUGGCCUGGAUCCUGAACUGCAUCGCACCCGUUGGAAGGCUGAACCGGAUGACGACAUGGAAAUCCCAACUCGCAUCCUCCAAGAACGCCAAUUCGCUGGCAGAAGUCGACGACAGCAUGCUCCAUCUCGGCCUCCUGGCUUAUCCCGUCCUCCAGUCGGCCGACAUCUUGCUCUACAAAUCUACCCAGGUCCCGGUGGGCGAAGACCAGGUGCAACACCUCGAACUCACAAAGGUCCUCGCUAAAGCCCUCAACAAACAAACCAAGAACAAACUUCUCUUUCCGCUGCCUCAAGGAAUCUACACACGCCAAAGCAAGAUCCUCAACCUCCGCAACCCGACGAUGAAGAUGUCCAAGUCAAAUCCGAGCGAUCUGACGAAGAUCCUGAUCACAGAUACGCCGGAAGAGGUGCAGAGAAAGAUCAAGUCAGCGGUGACCGACUCGCUCGAAGGGGUCCGGUAUGACCCGGAGCAGCGGCCGGGGCUCAGCAACCUGCUGGACAUCUACCAGUCGAUCUCCGGCCAGGAGCUGGCGCAGGUCGAGCGCCGGUUCCAGGACAAGUCGGUCGUCGAUCUCAAGGCCGAGCUCGUCGACCUGCUCGUCGAGCACUUCAGACCCUUCAAUGCCCAGUUCGCCCGGCUCGUCAACGCCCGCCAGGAGGUCGAGAACAUCUAUCUCGCCGGCGCCCAAAAGGCCGCCGCCGUCGCUAACCUCACCUUGUCCCAGCUCAAAAAACACAUCGGCCUCGAUUGA
Messenger RNA from Puccinia triticina, 1146 nucleotides. RefSeq lists its product as uncharacterized. NCBI's taxonomy places the organism in Eukaryota, Fungi, Basidiomycota, Pucciniomycetes, Pucciniales, Pucciniaceae. Gene Ontology annotation, biological process: mitochondrial tryptophanyl-tRNA aminoacylation. The coding region runs from base 1 to 1146 and encodes 381 amino acids. The record is from RefSeq and is a predicted model, not a curated record. Gene Ontology annotation, cellular component: mitochondrial matrix; mitochondrion. Gene Ontology annotation, molecular function: ATP binding; tryptophan-tRNA ligase activity. The transcript is spliced from 5 exons.